Sus scrofa (pig) is the source of this 550-nucleotide messenger RNA. It is a transcript of the gene WFDC2, whose product is annotated as WAP four-disulfide core domain 2. Lineage: Eukaryota; Metazoa; Chordata; Mammalia; Artiodactyla; Suidae. The record is from RefSeq and is marked provisional. Gene Ontology annotation, biological process: antibacterial humoral response; innate immune response. Gene Ontology annotation, cellular component: extracellular region. Gene Ontology annotation, molecular function: serine-type endopeptidase inhibitor activity.
GCUGCACUCCUGCACCCCGCCCUGGCCAGCACCAUGCCUGCCUGCCGCCUGGGUCUGCUGGUCGCCUCCCUCCUCCUUGGCCUGCUGCUGGGCCUCCCCCCAGUCACAGGCACAGGAGCAGAGAAAAGCGGCGUGUGCCCCGCGGUGGAGGUGGACAUGAACUGUACGCAGGAGUGCCUCUCGGAUGCGGACUGCGCCGACAACCUCAAGUGCUGCAAGGCCGGCUGCGUCACCAUCUGCCAGAUGCCCAAUGAAAAGGAGGGCUCCUGCCCUCAGGUGGACAUCGCCUUUCCCCAGCUCGGCCUCUGCCUGGACCAGUGCCAGGUGGACAGCCAGUGUCCCGGCCAGUUGAAAUGCUGCCGCAAUGGUUGCGGGAAGGUGUCCUGCGUCACACCUGUCUUCUGAGCUCCAGCCGCCACAGCCCGAGGCAUGGGGGAGUGGGAGAUCCUGCCUGGCCCUGUCUCUCUGGCUCCAGCCAGCCCUCCUCUCUUUCUGGCCUCUGCGCUUGCUCCUGAGCUGACAGCAACUGCUUCUUUUACCAACCAAUAAA